Molecule: messenger RNA, 1471 nt
Organism: Varroa destructor (honeybee mite)
Lineage: Eukaryota; Metazoa; Arthropoda; Arachnida; Mesostigmata; Varroidae
Molecular function (GO): RNA binding
Source: RefSeq, a predicted model, not a curated record
UUUUAUAUACAUGAUGAAUAUCUGCCCUCCACCUCCUACAAAGGGGACAAUGUGAACGUGGCAUAACACCGAGAUUUAUCUGACGCUUCAUGUUACGUAGCAGCAUUCCCAGGGUGACAGGGUGUGAUAUAUCCAUGUAUUACUGUACGCCGAAAAAAACCUUCUUCUAAUGAUCAUAACAGUGCAGAUCUCUAAACAAUAAUUUUUUUUUCGUGAAUCCUUUAUGAAGUACGUCCUUUGCGUGUGAUUAGCCUGUGUAUUGUUAGACUGUGUCCAAUCGAGGUUUUACAUGGACUGAUGUGGUGAAAGUACCAAACGUUGUGGUACUAGGGGCUGGACUGCACCUGAAUUGGGUCAUAGUCACCUCUGUAGAAACAACUGAAAUUUUUUUCAUAACUAAAAAAAUGUCCCAGGACAAAAAAUCGAUGGUAGAAACUGAUUUAGCCUCAACUGUAAAAAAUACAGGCAGUGAAAGAGGCAGGGGAAUACCAUUUUAUUCGACACUUUGGGGCCGAGCGGUGAUCUUCGUGAUCGCUGCUGCGGUAUCCGUCACCUACCAAACCGAAAAGCCUUUUAGCUGGAGUAUUCAGGAAACGCUGGUGGUAAAUCGAAACCAAUUUGAUUCUUUUGCUGCGGCCACUUCGACUAAAUGGAUAGCCAAGUUUAUGCCGUUCGUGGAUCAGAUGCAACGGGUUGGUAAGGGAGAGCUAGCUAAAAAUCAGCUGUAUCAGUCAAGAAAGUCUGUACCUUUUUAUGGCGACGUAAUCAACAUUCAUAAGGUGAUUGACUAUUCUCCUGGUCGGUUGCUUCGACUCUUCGGCAGCUCACAGUGGCUAAGGCCAGUUUUAACCGUAAAAGCCCGUCAAAGCAAUGACAAGACAGAGCUUACGGUAACUGUCACGUUUUGGAGAAAUAGUAUUCUAUUCCAGAUGACUUUAGGCCCGGUUCUGUGGUUAGUCCACCAGGAUUCACUACGCCGGUCUCUUCUUUUGCUGAGAAUGGAUCUUCAGGACUAAACAUAAGCAGUGCUUCAUUUUCCAUUCGGUACAUAAAGUCAAAGUCAUUAAGCCAAAUCUGAAUUUAAUUAUAUAGAUAUAAGUCCGAAACCACGGGCUUCAAGUUCAUUAAACACCGACUAUUAAGUAAAACUACCAUCAUAAACAAUGAGUUUGACAAACAAGAUAAAAGAACCGUUUUUGGCCCGUAUUUCUCUCUCUGGAUCUGACUAGGGACAAAAUCACUAAGCGAUCAGUGACAGUUUACUGUGUAUAAUAAAUUGUUUUACACACAUAACCUAUUCUAUGAAGUGGUAUCGCUUGUAACUAUUGUCAUUUUAAGAGCGUCGCGCUAUGUUUCAGCAAUAGAUAUACUGUUCUAUUUAAGCAUAUAAUAACAAUAGCUGUUCUGGUGAGUAGUAACCGAAGACGAAUUUCCUGGAACCCAUUUAUGCAAUAAACAAUUUUUAUAGAGG